Molecule: messenger RNA, 2981 nt
Organism: Chelmon rostratus (copperband butterflyfish)
Lineage: Eukaryota; Metazoa; Chordata; Actinopteri; Chaetodontiformes; Chaetodontidae
Product: SR-related and CTD-associated factor 4-like
Exons: 18
Coding region: 134-2398 (754 amino acids)
Biological process (GO): negative regulation of termination of RNA polymerase II transcription, poly(A)-coupled
Cellular component (GO): nucleus
Molecular function (GO): RNA polymerase II C-terminal domain phosphoserine binding; RNA binding
Source: RefSeq, a predicted model, not a curated record
UGGCUAGCAAUAUGACCGCGUUAGGAUCAUAUUAGAGCUUUUAAAUGUCGGUGGUUAUAUUGUUAGCUAUAUAACUCCACAUGGUUAUACUUGGGUAGAGUAGACACGUUCGUCAGCCUGAAAAAAAACCGUCAUGGAUGCAGUGAACGCGUUCAACACGGAGUUGUUCUCCAUGAUUGACAUGAAGCCUCCAAUAUCCCGUGCUAAGAUGAUGUCUGUAACAAAAUCAGCCAUCAAAGCUAUCAAGCUAUACAAACAUGUUGUCCAGAUCGUUGAAAAGUUCAUCAAGAAGUGCAAGCCAGAAUUAAAAGUCCCCGGGUUGUAUGUGGUUGAUUCCAUUGUUCGACAGUCACGACAUCAGUUUGGUGUUGAUAAGGAUGUGUUUGGACCCAGAUUCUUAAAGAACUUCACAGAUACCUUUCAAAACCUUUACCGCUGCCCAGAGGAUGACAAGAGCAAAAUUGUUCGUGUACUAAACCUGUGGCAGAAGAAUGGUGUGUUUGACAUGGAUAUCAUUCAGCCUCUGAUGGAUAUGGCAAAUGGAGCCAUUGUACCUGCCCCUGCACUGGAAGUUCCCACUGACCCCCAACCAGAAACACAGCCUCCUGUGACUAGUGCCUCAGUUGUGCCUGCUGUGCCCCACCUACCCAGUCCAGAUGCGUUAGCUGCUGUGGCUCAGCUGUUUCAGUCCCCUCAUGGUCAAGAGCUGCAGAGGAUGCUCCAGAACUUCCAGCAGGCAGAUAAGACUCUGGCAGCCACCAUCGCGAACAACAUAUCAAACCCACCCCAGAUGCCUGUGGCCCAGCUCUAUAGUGCACACACAGAAAAGAAGAGCUCUUUAGCUGAGAAACUCCUUGACCGAUUUGACUAUGAUGAUGAACCUGAGGACACAACCGCUCAAGAAGGCAGUGUUCAGCCACAAGGUAUUCCUGAACACGUGUUUAGCCAGUUUCCUGGUCAGAUGCCCAACACAGACAAUGUUCAUCCACAUAUGAUGGGACAGACUGGUGGCAUACAGCACGGCGGAGCAAUGAGUCAUAAUGAACAUCAUAUGGUGCCAGAUGGAUACUGUUCUAUAAAUGAGACUUAUACACAAUCACGGGAGAAUUCAAGAGAAUACUCAACAAUGAGGCGGGAGGGCAGACACAGAGGCUAUGGCAGGAGAUCAAGAUCCAGAUCUGGUUCCAGAUCUCCCAGGAGAAGAAGAUCAAGAUCUUCAUCCCAUUCAAGAAGGUCGAGGCAUCGACGCUCUCGUUCUCGCUCCAGAGAAUGGUCCUGGAAAUCACGUUCUCAUUCUCAGGACAGAAAUGAAAGAGAGAACGGCGAGCGCAGACAGAAAGGUCUUCCCAGCAUUAAGAGCCAGACUCUCAGUGUUUGCAGCACUACACUUUGGGUUGGACAACUAGACAAGAAAACUCAGCAGUCUGACGUGAUGUCCCUUUUAGAAGAGUUUGGGCAGAUUGAAUCCAUCAAUAUGAUUCCUCCGAGGGGUUGUGCUUAUAUUGUUAUGGUUCACAGACAAGAUGCCUAUACAGCCCUGAACAAACUAAGUAGGGGGUUAUACAAAGUCAAUCAGAAACCUGUUAAGAUUGCUUGGGCUUUGAACAAAGGUAUAAAAUCAGCGCACAAAAAGUUCUGGGAUGUCGAGCGUGGAGUUACCUACAUCCCCUGGAGCAAAGUCAAAGUUGAGGAGUUGGAGAGCUAUCGGGAAGGGGGUAUGCUGGACUCAGAGACGCUACAUCCAGAGUGGAAUAAUGCCAUGAACCUCAGUAAGCUGGCAGCAGUGAACGGAGCGCUGCACAGUGUACCAGCAGAUGGAUCCAUCACUGCUCACAUUCAGGUGCCACCAGUUGAACAGGCAGCACCGAUCGGAAGUCCACUUGCUUUUCCUGGCCCCAUCAUGCUGUCCCCUACAUCCAUGCCUCCAGGAGGAGCUGCUUUCAUCCCCACAGAGUUUGACCAUACAAAUUUGGCGCCAGGAACUGUAAAACCUCUAGAGUCCACCAGUGAUUCUAAAGCGGACAUAGGAACACUCUCAGAUGUGUGUACCGACAACCAGCUGGGGUCUCCUGCAGCACCGGUAAUGACCCUGCCAGGCCCGGGAGUCAUGCAUGGUCACAGACCACCCAUGCCACCUCUGCAGCCUCCUCCUGGCAUGCCGAAUCCUCAUCUACCUCCAUUCCUCUCACCUCCAAACAUGCCACACAUGCCACCACAAAUGAUGCCUGGAGGACCUAUGUUUGCAACCGAGAGAUUCAGAAUGCCUUUGCCCUAUCCUCCUCGUUUCCAUCGACAUCCUUCCAUGGGACCAGAGGGCGAGGAUGACGGAGAAGGGAGGCAUUUCCGAAAUGGGAGGCCAGGGUUUGGGUGCCCACCCUUCCACAGAGGGGGGUGGUAGAUGUUGGAUGAAAGAUGGACCUGAGGGGAGAGAAUGCUGAACCACUGUGAGGGAUACUAAUAAAUACCAGGACAUCCAGUUCACCAAGGACUGCUGUGAACAACUGGGGGUGCAGAAACUUGUGUUAAGACUUUUUUUGCCACCAGAACCUUUUUCCUAGUGUCUGAAUGUGGUCCGUGUUCCUUCAAGGUCUCCAGAGAAGACACUCCUUGCUGUAAAUACUGUAUGUGCUUGUAGCUGUUUGCUAUCUUUUUGUAUAUUUGAAAUUGUGUAGUUUAUGCUUGUCUGUAUUCCUGGUAGUUGGAGGUAAAAACAAAGGCAAAGUCUGUAUUUUUGAGCUUAGUUUUUGUGUAUGGAAGAUGACUGUAAAAAUCUAUAAUUCAUACAUUUUGGGUAUUUUGUUUUUAGUAAAAUGGCUUUGCACCACACAGAUGCUUAAUUCUUUAUCAGAGCCGUUGGAUUUCCUUUGAAGCAGAAGAUUUCAUGUCCUGCCAGUAGAGGGUAGUGUAAACUCUGUUACCAUGACCAACCUCUGCACAUUAAGGUCACACCUUGUGGGACCAGGUGAAUAUUAAAAAGAGGU